Molecule: messenger RNA, 10414 nt
Organism: Tetranychus urticae (two-spotted spider mite)
Lineage: Eukaryota; Metazoa; Arthropoda; Arachnida; Trombidiformes; Tetranychidae
Product: muscle-specific protein 300 kDa-like
Biological process (GO): nuclear migration; negative regulation of cell population proliferation
Cellular component (GO): cytoplasm; meiotic nuclear membrane microtubule tethering complex; nuclear outer membrane
Molecular function (GO): actin filament binding
Source: RefSeq, a predicted model, not a curated record
AACCGUUAGAUGUCGGUAGGUCUGAUGCUAAGUUUAGUUAAUCUUUAUCCCUGUGACGAGUUCAUCCUCAUCAUCUCCUGUGUGUGUGUGUUUUAAAGCCUCUGUGAGCAUCUUCUGGUUCCUCAUCCUCUCAGUUUGUUAUUUAUGAAAACGUGAGCCAGUUCCUUUUCAUGAUUACCCUUCAUUUUGACUUUUAUUUCAUUUCUCCUCGUUUCUGAAACAAAAUUGAAAAUUAGCCUGAAAGACAAACAAAUCAGUGACAGUUAAUGAACAUGAAACAGUUAAACAUAACCUAAAUGGUGAUAUGCACCAUUUGAUCAACGUUCACCUAGAGUUGAAAAUAAAUACAAAAUUCACCUUAAAUCAUCAGUAGUUUGGAGUUAAUUCAGUUGUUUCAAUCAAAAAAACCAAUUUGUUCAUUUGUCAGUCAAAGCCAGUCAGCAAGCCUUGACAGAGGAAACCGAGGCUAUUACAGACAAUGUUUUACCUUUGUGUUUUACUGUUAAUUUUGUGAUAAUCAAUAAUAAUCAACCGAACCACUGCAAAUACAAGUAAUAAACAAAAGUGAUUAAAAUUGAGAAAAGGUUACAACAAAAGGAACCAUGUUACGUUUAAAUCCGAAACGAUAUUCGUGCAUUGAAAUCGACACCUCUAGUUUGGAAUCUCAGUUUGAAGCUUCAGGCUACUUGGAUAAUGUUGAAGUUAAUCAAGCGGAUGAGACGGAAAGGGUUCAGCGUAAAGUGUUCAUGAAUUGGAUUAAUUACCAUGUACCUAAUUGUAUAAAAAAUAAUCUAAUUGAGGAGCUUCGAGAUGGAACCAAGCUGUUAGCUCUUCUAGAGGCACUCACAGGCGAGAAGUUGCCUGGAGAACGAGGAAAACGAUUAAGACGCCCUCAUUUUAUCAGUAAUGUGAAUAUUGUUUUACAAUUAUUGGAGAGACGACGUGUUAAACUUGUAAACAUACACGCAACCGACAUCGUUGAUGGUAAUCCAUGUAUUAUACUUGGAUUAAUCUGGACGAUGAUAUUACACUUUCAUAUCGAAGAAUAUGUUCGACUAAACGCACUGGAGCACCAGAGAGAUUCGACAAUCCCUCAUCAUUCACAGCGACACAUCUCAUCACCAGCACCAAUAAGCUCCGAUACUGCCCGAAGUAGCCUUCGAAGUACUCUUUUGGAUAACAUUAAUCGUCGAUUUGGUCUCAACUUAAAUGAUUUUGGUCGAUCUUGGAGAGAUGGUGAAGCUAUUUUAGCCAUCAUAGACUCUAUACUGCCUCAAUUGAAAGCUCGAGAAAAAGGAAGAGCCGUGAUAACUAAUCGAGCUCGUCUUCAAUUAGCCUUUGAUUUAGCUGAAAGAUAUCUUGGUAUCAUUAAGUUAUUGGAUGCUGAAGAUAUGGAUGUUGACAAUCCAGAUGAACGGUCCAUGAUGACUUAUGCUUCUCAAUUCCUUCAAAAACAAGUUCCAAUCAAUCAGCCAGAAGUUCUCAUGUCCUCUUGUGUUGUACAUUCAACGAAACUUCGAGCUGAUGAGGGAUCAUCAAUAAGAAAAUGGAUUGCAAAUCUGGUGAAAACGGGUAUCAAUCAAUCUAAUCUUGCCCAGUUUCAGCAAGAGCAAGCUGAGUUGAAAAGUGAAUUUGACCGAGUCAAAGAUUCAUUAGACUCUGAAACCAUUCAAAAUUGGUAUCUAAUUGAAAAUGAAUUAGCUAUUGCAAAAUCAAUAGAAGACUGGAUUGGAAUUGCCGAGAAAAUGUUAGCCUCAUAUUCAGUACCAACAUCAGGUGAACAAGUUGAAGAGCAACUUCGCUGCCACAAACUUUUCUUUUCUUGCUUACCAAAAUUGGAAGCUAACUCCAAUCUCUGGGAAUCGAUAGCAAAUCAUUUCAAACAAACAAUUCGGUUAGCCGAUGAAUGGUUAGAAGCCAUGUUGGAAGCUUCAAGACGAUGGGAACAGUAUCACAUAGCAGCAGAUGAAUUGAAAGGUUGGAUAACAACGGCGGAAACCAAGCUAGCAAAUUCGCAUUUGCCACAUCUUAAUCAACAACAGCAAGUCGAUUAUCUGAGUGAUUUAAAGAAAUUUUUCUCCUCAAGAGCGGAGAAUGAAAAGAUUUUGUACAAUUUUGUUGCUUCGUGCAAUGAUGUUUUGGCCACUUUACCAGAAUUUCACCAGACUGGGUUGAAGGAAACUCUUCGUGGACUAGAAAAUCGUUUCCAUGAGAUAACCAACUUCAAAGCUCCCCAACAUUUGAUCCGAUUUGAGUUUGAUUUGACCGAAGCAAACUUCUUAUCAAGACUAACCAAUGAUCCAGAAAAUGAAGAGCCCAUACUGGAAGACUUGAAUGCCAUGGAAAAUUUAGGUACCGUAUACUGGAAACAUUUCAACGAUAAAUCCAUACUUGAUAGAGCCAUGUUCAAUAGAAGAGAGUUUAUAAAGCGAAAAAAGAAACUCCGACAAGAUAUCGCCUUUAUACGCCAGGAGACAAUCGAUUUGAUUUCUGUUGCAGAAUCACAACUGAAAUCUAUUACAUUAGAUAGUCAAAUUGAGGUUCUGAGACACAAUGAAUAUACUUUGAGUAAAAUCAGGGAACAAUUGAAUGUUCUCAGAUGCUUAACCAAUGAAGCAAAUGUAGAUUUAGAGAAAGAGUUGAAAGAAUUUGAAAGUCAACUGGAAAGAUUGGCUGAACAAUUGAAAGCUAAAAAGAAGGAAAAGAUAAUUAAUUGGUUAGAGAACGAAGCUCCACAAAAAUUGGAGCUAUUCCGAUCCGGUAGCGACCAUUCCUUGAAGGAUGAGAUAAAUAAAUAUCGUCAAAUGAUAAUCGAAGAAAAAGAAUUAAAUGAACGAGUCAGAUCUAUUGACGUUCAACUGUCUCUGAUUGAUAUGGAAAGGUGUAAAGUGGGUUCCGUCAAAGAAGCCAAACAGAAAGUAAAGUCGUAUCAAUCAUUGAGAAAUUUAGCACCACAGCUUGAGAAAUAUUUGAAAUUUCUUGAAGAAGUUGUCCUGGUUGAAUGGGAAGCUGUUGAAACAAUCAAAAAUGAUCUCAAGUCAUGGCUUCAGGGUCGCAAAGAGUUCAACAAAGAUGAACUGAAAGAGAAGAAAGAUGAAUGUGACAAAUUGUUAGAAAGAUUUGACAAAAACAGGACAAUAAUUGAAAAACUUGCCUCUGACUCUGCACUACAAUCACUACAGAAAGAUUUGUCCGACAUUAUUUGUAAUUAUGAUCAAUUUUGGAGAAAAAUGGAGGAAGAUGUUAAAAGCAAAGGAAAACCAGAGCAACCAGCGGCUAAUGAAACCAGUGAAAGUCAAGAAACCAAUCCAGGAUCAUCCAGAACAAUAACAAUCACCAAUACAACUCAAUCUUCACCGGAUGAUUCAAGCUCAUCUACUCGCCAAGUGAAAAGUAUAAUUGAAGAAACAGUUCAACGUUAUGAGAAAACAGAAAAAUAUGAAAUAACUCGUCGAGAGAAACGCGAAGAAAUUAUAGGUGGUGACAUUGUUGGAACAGCAUCAAAAGAUAUAACACUACACGUUGAUUCAACCAGAGAUUUUAUCGAAAUUAAAGACGGAGGAGAAGGUGGAAAAUCUGGUGAUCAGAAGAUAUCAGUUUCCCAUUUUGAAGAAACAAAACAGGUACCAACCAAGGUGGAUGAAAUGACAAAAGAAGAGAUGGCCAAAGUUGAAACACUGGUUGAACAAUUGAAGCAACUAAAUGAAUGGUGCAAUAACAACAACCUAGACGCACUGUUGAAGAAAGAGUUACUUGCUUGUGAUGAAAGUAGCUUCACUAAGCUAAGAGAGCUAAGAGAGAAAUGGACUCAUCAGGUUAACCUAUUAGCUAAGCUUUCAGAAGAGUUAACCAGCCUGUUAAGUAAAAUGAAAGAUAAGGAUGAGCAACAAAGUUCAAAUGUAAAUAAAUUGAUUAAGACGGUUGAAGAUCUCUUGAAAACUUCAUUUGAUUUUGAUGGAGCUUUCAAGGUGUUAAAGGAGGCAAUUGCAUUCCGUAAUUGGUUAAAUGAUUGUAAAUGUAAAGUUGAACAGAUUGAAGAGUCGAUCAUCAAGACGACGGAAAAAAAUGUAACUACAUUGGAAACUAUGAAAAAAGAUUUAAUUCAACUACUAGAAGUUAUUGAAACCAUAAAUUUAAGGUUGAUUGAAAAAUAUGUUAAAAUAAUGGAACAGGUAGAAGAGGAGAAAAAGGUUUUAACAAAAUUAGGUAAUAAUCUGGACCUGUUGAAAGAAAAGGUAAUUGCUAAAGCUGAAUUAGAAGCUGAAGCUGCCCGACAAGCAGAAAUAGCAGAAGCAGAAGCAGAAGCUGAGGUCAAAGCUCGUGAGGAAGCUGCAGCCAGGAAAGUUGCCGAGAUGGUUGCUCGAGAGGCUGCCGAAGCAGCAGCUAAGGAGAUUGCUGAAAGUGUGUCUCAAAUACCGGCUACCGAGGCAGUUGAGGAAACUGUUGAAGCUUCAACCCAAGAUGAUGCUACCCUGGAUCGAGUUGGUAGUGAGGAAUCGACCAUUCCAUUGGAAGAAGUGAGAAAAGAUGAUGAUGAUUUAUUCAUUGAUGCGGAAUCAAGUUUAGCUGAUGAUACAUCGUUGAUAGAGAGUGGACCAAGAGAGGAAACUUUUGAAGAAGCUAAUGAAAAUAUUGAAAUUACCAAAGAGGAAUCAGUUGAAGAGGUUGUCACUACAAUGACCGAUUGGAAACAGUAUUAUAAUCAAAUGGCUACUUGGCUUCGAACUAAUGAUGAUAUACUCGAUGUAUUGGAGGAGAAACCGUUCACAACUAUUCAAUCGAUUGAAGAGUGCAUCACACAAAUUGAAACAAUGAGGGAAGAAAGGUUAACUAAAUUGAAACAAGGUUUAGAUUUGAUUGGUAAUAUACCUGAAGGUGCCAGUGGAGAUAACGAUGAUUUAGAAAGCAAAGCCAAGUCCGAUUUGGAUGAAAUUGAAGCUAAAUUGAAUGAGCUUAAUGAUAAAGGUGAUAAAUUGAAGACCAAAUUCCAGGAUAUUAUUGAAAAUCAUAAACAAAUGGUUGAAAAAGUGGAAGAGUUGUCCUCUUGGAUGGACGAGGUUGACCGUAAUGUUGCCAAUAAUGAUCUGAAAGCUGAUUUACUUGAGAAACGCGAUAAACUAGAUUCUCUUGAACGAUUCAAGAAAACACUCGACUCUAAAGCAGAUGAAUUGAAGAAGUUACGUCAACAGGUUGACCAGCUUAAUGGAUUACUUGAUGAACAAGUGACCACACUGAAUGAACGACAUGAAACCCUUAAUGGUUCACUUGAAGAGGCCAUCAAUAAAUGGACUAAAUAUGUAAACGAUCACAGUGGUUUAGACGAUCUUCAUCAAAUGUGUAAAGAAAUAAAUGCAAAGACAGCUUUGCGGUUAAAAGAAAGUGAAGAAAUGGAUGAUCUUGAAGACAAAUUGUCCGAGCUCAACGAUUUGAUAAACAGUAAAGAAGCAAAAGUGACAUUUGAAAGGUUGGACGAACAAUUGCAACGCGUUCUUUAUCAAACCAGUAAUCCUGCUCGAACCAACAUUUCAAAUCCAAUUCGUGAUACGAUUAGGGAAAGAAAUGAAACUCUGAAUAAACUGAAAAGCUUACGAGCAACAACCAAUGAGAAAUUUGCUCUUCUCCAACAAAGUCAAAUGGCUUUGAAACAAGCCACCAAAGCUUUAGAUGAGAUUGAAUACGCUAUUGUGGAAGCUUCAUUAUUUACCUGUUCACUUUCCGAGAAGAAGUCGCAAUGGGAUAAGGCGAAGCAAUUGCUCAGGGAUUGUAAAUUGAUUGAUAUCAGCUCAUUAUCUGAAAAGCCAGAUAUUGCCAAAGAGUAUGCUGCCUUAGUGGAUCGACAUGAAGCUGCUUUGGGUAAAUUACAUGAUCUUAUGGAGAGCAAUGAAAGAGCCUACAAAGAUCAUCAGGCCUUUAAAGAGUCGUGUGACGAUGUUGUUCAUUGGAUGAAAAAUUUGAAAGAUCGUAUUCCCUCUCUAUCAGCUGGUUGUCUUUCCGAUCGUUUAUCUCUGGAAACUACCAUUUCAACUCUCAAUGAUCUUUUGGGUCGUCGGUCAGCUGGAGAUGAGAAACUGAAUAAUAUGAAAGAGUUGGGCGCUAUUGCUUUGGAAACCAGUUCAACCGAUGGUAAAAAGUUGAUCAAUCGUAAUACAGAUAAUCUUGAGAAAGAUUAUGCCUCUUUAUUGGGUGAGAUUGAAAAGACUAUUGAACAUCUUCAAGUUUUAAUGGUUGAAUUGAAAAAGUUCAAGGAAGAGUAUGAAGAUACCAAUGAAUGGUUACAAUCGAUGGAAAGUGAAAUAAAACAAGAACGAACCAUUUGUCGUGGGUCAACUUUACAGGAGAAACAGGCCAAUGUUGCCAUUUGUAAUAAAUUAAUGGAACAACUAGAAAAAGGUCGAGAGGAAACAAUCGGUAAAUUGUGGAAAAAAGAUGUUCUUCUUAAAUCACAUUUAGAAAAUUAUAUUCGCAAUCAAUUGAAACUAUUGGAGUCUAGGUAUCAAGUGUUGACCAAUUUGUUCAAAGAUGUUGCCUCUAAAGUCAACGAGAUUGCUGAAAAUCAUGAGCUAUUCCAUAAUAAAUGUCAACAAGCUCAAAAUUGGAUUAAAAAUGCCUCCGAUAAGCUUGAAUCAAUGGCUGGCUCAUAUGAAGGUAAACGUGAAGCCAUUGAAGCUGCAUUAAAAUCAGUUGGUGAAGUAAUCAAAAGGAAUCAAGAAGAGGGCCAAGUUUGUGUUCAUCAAGCUCUAAGUGCAGGUGAAAAGGCAUUAAGAUCAGCCCCAAGUCAGGGACGUGAUGUCAUCUCUCUGGAAAUACAUGAGAUUCAAUCAAAGUGGGACAGAUAUUUGAAUAAAGUGUCUGAAACUAAAUCCGAUUUAGAGAUGGCUUUAAUUCAAUGUCAAGAACAACAAUUGGCUCGUAACAAGAUGAAACAAUGGUUGAAGGAGCAAGAAGCCCGAGCUGCUGCCCUUAAAGAGGUCAAUUCAACCGAUGAAUAUGGUUCACUCAAGGAAAACCUAAAGUCAAAGAUGAGAAAAUUGAAUUCUUUACUACAAGAUCUAGAAUCUCAUCCGGACGUUCAUUCUGUAACCAAAAGCUCACCCGAGUUACAAUCAAUGUAUGAUCAAUUGAUGACAGGGGUUAAAGAAAAUAUAAAUGAAAUUCAAACAAAACUGGAUCAAAUUGAAGAUUUCAACAAUUAUUGUCAAGAGUUGAAGGAUUGGUUGGCUCGAUCCAAAGAGGAUUUAAGUCGAUGCAGUUCAACAAUAGAGAAUAGAGAUUCAAUCAAUGAAAAAACUGCUCUAUUGAAACAAUUAACUGAUGACGAGGAAGGUCCAGAGAAACUAAGAGCUGCCAUUAGGUGUGCUGAUUUGUGUAAGAAAAAUUUAACCCCCGAAAGAUGCAGUCAACUUGAUGAGGAGAUUGCACGUCUAAGCGGUGAAUUGGACUCCCAUCGGGCAGCCAUUAGUCAGGUUAAAUCAACAUUGGAUGUUGGUCUAGCCAAAUGGGCUGAAUAUGACACACAAUUUUCAAAAUGUUCAACCUGGCUGGCUUACAUUGAACCUCUACUCAAGGAAUUUACUGAACCUCAAGCAAACUUAUUGGCAAAAAGAUCCAAACUGGAAGAGUUUCAGUCAACUCAUUUACAAUCCAUUUUUGAUUGGCAAACAGAAUUUCAUAUUCUCAAUGUUAAAGCUCAAUUAUUAUUGGAAACUCAUGCUGAUUCAAGUAUAUCAGCUGCUUUUACCCAAUUAUCAGCUCGUUACAAUGAUCUGGUUGCUUCAGCUAAAGAUGUACUCCAUGCUUUACAACAACGAUUCCAGGAGCAUCAACAGCAACAAAGUAUAUUAACCGAAUGUUCCGAGUUUGUUGAUAAAACGAGAGAGAAACUGGAAGCCGUCAGGAAACAUUUGUCAUCUUCCAGUUUGGAAGAGUUGAAUACUAAUUUAACCAAAACUCGAGGUAUGCUCGAUUCUUUGAAGGGCCAGGGAGAAACAAAGAUGAGCUAUUUGGAAGAUUUAACCAGCAAAGUAGUUGAACACACACAUUCUGAUGGAGUUAAUGAUGUUAAAGAGGAUAUUGUUCAACUGAAGAGUGAUUUUGAUACUCUUUUGAAGGAAACGGCAGAUACAAGAAGCUCUUUUGAGGUCAAAAUCGAUGAAAUUAACCAGUUUGAAAAGAUUUGGAAUUCAGUCAUUGAGUGGUUUGAAAAUGAUAUUGAAGCAGCAAUGGGUAAACUGGAAAAAGAUGGAGACAAAAGGAUUAUGUUAAAUUUAUUGAGACUCAUUGAGAAAGAUGUCAACACUCACCAGGAAUUAAUAGCAUCAUUGACUGAAUUCAAGGAUAAAUUUCCACAGGCAGAUGAAUUUUUAACAAAUCGUUAUCAUCCAAGGGUCGAGGUUCUCUCGGAGACAAUAAAUCGUCUCAUUGAGGAGAUUAAAACGGACGAGAAAUUUAAAGUUGCAUGUAAAGAAGCACAAGAUUGGAUUAAAUCAGUUCAUGUUUCAUUUGAUGGAUUAGCUGAAAAACCAAGUGACAAGGAGAGUAUUAAACAAAGAUUAACUAUGCUUGAAUCAACAGCAAAUGAUGUUAAUCUGGAGAAGGUUCGCAAGUUAAUUGUCUGGGCCAAUGAGCUAGGUAAAGAAGAAGAUGAAAAAGAGUUUAGUCAAGAAGUUGAUUGGAUAAUGGCAACAAUUGAAGAAUGGAAAAUUAAAAGUAACGAUUGUUUAGAGAAUUGGAUCAAUUAUGAAACUUUAUAUGGUAACUUACUUGAUUGGUGUACAUCGAAGAAUCAAGAAUAUUCAAAUGAAGAUUAUCCAUCCGACCAGGUUGAGCUACUUCUAAAUGAAGUAGCAGAUAAGAAGAAAGACUUCGAUCAACUCAACUGUUUAAUGGAUUCCCUGAUUCCGUUAGCAAAUACAAGUUCACUUAAAGAAGAUUUCAUCAAUUUAACCUCCAUGUACAGUUCAUUGGUAUCAUCACUUCGUAAAAAAGUGGAAAAAAUAAGAACAGUUAAGGAAGCCAAAAGUAAAUUUGAUAAAACAGAGCAACAGUUGUCUGAUUGGAUUGAUGAGACGGUUGACGCUAUUGAAAAAUCCUUUGAAAAUCCAUCUGAUCGAUUAAAUUAUUUAAAAGGACUCCAGAACACAAUUGCCACAGGAUCAUCCUUAAUAUCUUCAGCAACCGAGUUAGCGGCAAGAUUAUCAAGUGAAGAUGAUAAACUAGGAACCCAAGCUAAAGCUCAAUUGGACCAGGCGAAAGACAAAUUUGACCAAAUUACAAGUCAAUUGAAUGGAGAGGUUAAAAGUUUAACUCGGCAAUUGGAUCGAUAUGAAGAAUACAAUACCAAUUUGGACAGUUUAGCUCAAUGGUUAAAGGAUAAUCCAGAAGUAUUUGAAUCCACGCUCAGCUGUAAAGGAGAUCUAUUUGAAUUAAAAGCUACAGCUGAUAAAUUGAAAAUAUUGUCAACAGGUAUCGACAAAAAUAGCUCCAGUUUGACUAAAUUACGUGAAGAAGUUGGUUCGGAUCCAAGAUUGGGAGCCCGAAUUGAUUCUCUCAUUGAUCAAUAUAAUCAGGCAGCGUCUAAUGUUGCUUCAUUGUUAAACAAGAUUGAACAUGACACGAAUCGUAUUCAGAGUUAUCAACAAUUGUUACAGUCGAUUGAGAAAUGGUUACUUCAACAAUCAUACCAACUGAUGGCUCAUCUUUCCCUCUCUAUUAAUACAUUGAGCCAAUGUCGAAGUGAGUUGGCCAAACAUAGGAAAAUAUUGAAUGACAUCGAAACUUAUGGUGCCUUAGAAGAGUUAAGAACGUUAGGUGAAGAGAUUGUCACGGAAUGUGGAUAUGACAGGGAAAAAAUGAUGAGUCAAUAUAAUAAUCUCAAAGAAACAUUCGAAGCUCUAAUAGGCCAAGGUAAACGAAUUGAGGCUCAAUUGAAUUAUGCCCUGGAAAAAUUUGAGAUAUACGAGCAAACAUUGGCCCGAUGUGAAAGCAUUCUCAAUGAAAGAAUGGGCAAAGACAUUCGCAUGGAGUUUCCACCUUUACAGGAAGCGGUGGAAGAACUGGAAAAGGCCAAAAGUGUACAUGAUAAACUGUAUGAGGCCAAAUCUGAGCUUCAAGCGGCCAUUCAGGGCUGUUCAGAGGCAACUGCCGCAGUAAGUAGGCCACCUUCACCAGAGAUACCAAUUAAUCAAGGUUUAAUGAUUCCCGAACGUGAGGUGGAAAUAAAGUGUCGCCUAGAGGACAGUUUGGAUUAUGUUAAACAGCAAAUUACAUCAAUUCAAGAGCUAAUUGAGCAAUGGAAGGACAACAGUGAACAUAAGAUGGGACAUUAUUUUAUUGUUGAUAUUGUUCGACUUUUCCGACGAAUUCAUAGGCCAUCAUGAGAUACAUAACCAGAACACACAGAGAAACUUCUGAAAAG